AUGACGGCCAACGACAAAGGGCCAGCUAGUCCAGAUUUCCAAGUCGCACUCGACCAGGAAAAGAUUCAAGCCGUCGGCAUUGAGUCUCAGACCCCAGUUGAUGGCAAAGAUGUCGCAGCACAGUUUCUCGCUCACCUGGAUCCGACUGUCGCAGCAGACCCAGUGAGUGAGGCCGAAUCACGCCGCGUGUUAUGGAAAAUCGACCUGAUCCUCAUUCCCCUGAUCAUGGUGACAGUAGUCCUGGCCGCCAUCGACAAAGUCAUCAUCUCAAACGCGGCCAUAUACGGCAUGAAGACGGACACCCACUUGACUGGCGACCAAUACUCGUGGGUAGGCUCGGUCUUCUACUUUGGAUACCUUGCCUUCGAGUACCCAGCAGCGCUGCUCAUUCAACGGCUUCCUGUCGCCAAGCUGAUAUCAGGGUUGGUUGUCAGUUGGGCAGUCCUGUUACUGUGCACCGCGGCAACGCAGAACUUCGCGGGCCUGGCUACAGUGCGCUUCUUGAUGGGCAUGACGGAAGCCGCUGUUUUUCCCAUUUCCAGUAUUCUAACUGUCAUGUGGUGGAAGACCAGCGAACAACCGCUCCGUGUCGCUUUCUGGUUCAACCAGUUGUCUUCUGUCUUCUCGGGCCUGGUGAGCUACGGUAUCGGUCAGACGCACACCGCACUAGCACCAUGGAGGCUACUCUUCGUAGCGUUGGGCUGUUUUACCCUCAUCUGGGCUGUGGUGCUAUUCGUCUUUUUGCCUGACUCCCCGGUGACAUGCUGGUAUUUUUCUGAUCGCGAGAAAUUCGUCUGCCUCGAGCGUGUUAAAGACAACAACACCGGCAUGGAAGACAAAACCAUCAAAUGGUACCAAGUGCGCGAAUGUCUCCUCGAUCCGAAGACAUGGCUUUUGGCGCUGUUCUCCCUUGCCCAGAAUAUCCCCAACGGUGGCCUGGUCACCUUUUCCGCCAUCAUCGUCACAGGUUUGGGGUACACGCCGCUGAUCACCACCGUCCUGGGUAUCCCGACCGGUGUCCUUGCAACAGUAUGGCAGAUCCUGCUAGGCUUCAUUGCUGCCAACGUCCCCAACUCCCGCUGCAACAUCAUCGCCCUGGCCAACCUGGUGCCUAUGGCCUGCGCCAUCUUGAUGUGGAAGCUACCACGCGAGAACCAGCAAGGCUUGUUGGCAGCAUACUACGUCUUCUAUACCUACUGGGCGCCGUACGUGCUGUCGACUUCACUUCCCAUGGCGAAUACCAGCGGGCACAGCAAGAAGCUCACCAUGAAUGCGAUCUUUUUCUUGGCGUAUUGCAUCGGCAAUAUUAUUGGGCCUCAAUGCUUCCGUGCCACUGAUGCUCCAUCGUAUUCUAGGGGAUAUGAGGGUCUCCUGGCGUGUCUGGUUGUGGCGAUUGCGUCUAUUGUUUCCUAUGGACUUCUUUGCCGAUGGGAGAACAGUCGCCGCGAUAAGACAGGGCAGGAGACUAUGGAGUUAUCGGGGGAUGCUGCGUUCUCGGAUCUGACGGAUAAGGAGAAGCAGUCUUUCAGGUAUACUUAUUAG
Messenger RNA from Penicillium bovifimosum, 1542 nucleotides. RefSeq lists its product as uncharacterized. Gene Ontology annotation, cellular component: membrane. Gene Ontology annotation, molecular function: transmembrane transporter activity. Gene Ontology annotation, biological process: transmembrane transport. The coding region runs from base 1 to 1542 and encodes 513 amino acids. Lineage: Eukaryota; Fungi; Ascomycota; Eurotiomycetes; Eurotiales; Aspergillaceae. The record is from RefSeq and is a predicted model, not a curated record. The transcript has a single exon.